UUCUCUCUUCACUCUUUCUUUUCCUUCUCAUUCUUCUUCAAAGGAAAAAAAAUGCCGGGAAUCGCUUUCGGCCGAUUCGAUGACUCGUUCAGCUUCGCCUCAAUUAAGGCGUACGUCGCUGAGUUCAUCUCCACCAUGCUCUUCGUCUUCGCGGGUGUCGGUUCCGCCAUUGCUUUCAACAGCGUGACUUCGGGCGCCGCUCUCGACCCGCCGGGGCUGGUGGCGAUCGCGAUCGCGCACGCAUUCGCUCUCUUCGUCGCAGUUUCGGUCGGAGCCAACAUCUCCGGCGGCCACGUCAACCCCGCCGUCACCUUUGGAUUGGCCGUCGGCGGCCAUAUCACCGUCCUCACCGGAAUAUUCUAUUGGAUCGCUCAGCUCUUGGGCUCAAUUAUCGCCUGUUUUGUGCUCUCCAUCGUUACCGGCGGUUAUGCGAUCCCGACUCACGGAUUGGGUGUUGGAGUCGCAGUCUUCCAGGGACUCGUGAUGGAGAUAAUCAUUACAUUUGCAUUGGUGUACACUGUGUACGCGACUGCGGUUGAUCCCAAGAAGGGCUCAGUGGGCACAGUCGCACCAAUUGCGAUUGGGUUCAUUGUGGGGGCCAACAUUUUGGCAGCGGGCCCGUUCUCAGGUGGAUCCAUGAACCCGGCCAGGUCCUUCGGCCCAGCUGUGGCGAGCGGUGACUAUGAUGGGAAUUGGAUCUACUGGAUCGGGCCACUCAUCGGUGGUGGCCUAGCCGGGAUGGUUUACAACAAUGUGUUCAUGCACGAUGAUCAUGCACCACUUUCUAGCGACUUCUAAGUAUGUAAAUUUGUGGAGUGAUUUCCGAUUUGUUUGAGAACCAAUUUGCACAAUCCCUUUGUAAUAAAAGGAAAGGGGACUCAUUUUCCUUUUGUUUUUCUACUUGUUGAAUUGGUUUAAAUGUCGAAAAUCCUUUUUUUUUAAAUUGAUAUGUUAAUUGCUUUAAUUUGUGGAA
This is a messenger RNA of Salvia splendens (bonfire salvia), 973 nucleotides long. RefSeq names its product aquaporin TIP2-1-like. The coding region runs from base 52 to 798 and encodes 248 amino acids. Gene Ontology annotation, biological process: water transport; transmembrane transport. The record is from RefSeq and is a predicted model, not a curated record. Gene Ontology annotation, molecular function: water channel activity. Gene Ontology annotation, cellular component: membrane. The transcript is spliced from 3 exons. NCBI's taxonomy places the organism in Eukaryota, Viridiplantae, Streptophyta, Magnoliopsida, Lamiales, Lamiaceae.